Molecule: messenger RNA, 7055 nt
Organism: Rattus norvegicus (Norway rat)
Lineage: Eukaryota; Metazoa; Chordata; Mammalia; Rodentia; Muridae
Source: RefSeq, a predicted model, not a curated record
AGAAGCUGCUAUUCUCAGCCAGCCCUCAACAUGUCUCUUAGUUUUAGUACAAGCUGGGAGCUACACUGAGCUGGCGGUACCUGGUCAGAACUAGUCUUUGACUCUUGCUAAUCCUUUUGGUCCUUUUGGGCAGCCCUAGGGGGCCUCAUCUGGGGAUGGACAGAGACAAGAUGUUCCUGACCCUUACAAAUUGAUCCAUUUGUGCCAGCCUUUGUCCCCAGGUUUAGAACAUCUAUCCUGUGGUCUCAACCAUCCCUGUUUUCCGUGGGAAGGAACUGUUGUAUGUGUGGGCUUUGUGCACAGCUGCAUGAAGGAGAAUAGGGUGAAAUGGUGCUGGGGAAAGUGUGAGGCCCUUUCUGGUGCUAGCAGCUCCCUCCUGAGGGAGACAUUCAGGUGUAACAAGAUCAGAUAGGAGCAUGAGCCAAGGGCUAAGAAUAGAAUUUGGGCUCAGGUGGGGACAUACGAAUGCCAGCCGUGAAGUUGUCAGCCAGAGCCAGAAAAAGGAGCAGAGCCAGGGUUCUAAGGAAGGGCAGAGUCCGUUUGGGAUUACAAGCAAUUGAUAGGCAGCAGCGAACGUAGAAGAGGGCAAGGAUCAGGCCCCAAAGUACUGGGAAGCAGAGCCAGGAAGUAAGCUCUGGGCCUGGAGGAAGCCCCUCCUGGUUCUCAUGGCCUUCUUGGUGUCUGGGACCCUACAAGCCGCUGCACAGCUGGUGGAUGCUUGGGACAGCCUGGGGAGAAAGGGAAAAUACAGUGUGCAGGGUUCAAGAGCAGCCUUGAUACUCUGCAGCCCUGGGGUGUCUGCCAGAGCAGUUGCUGCCAUGGAUGGUGUGCUCCAGGCUCUGGGCUUUGAAAACUAUAAGAAGAGGCAGGUCCUAGUCCAGAGCUUUCUUGAGGAACUGGGUUUGUUCCGGGAGCAGCUGGAUGUUCAGGGGGUUCCUGUGGGAUGUGCCUUGGUGGUCUUAAUGGCCCCCAGUGGGCAGCUAAGGCAGCCACAACUGCUGGUCAAGGAGCUGAGUCACUGUGGGUCCCUGCAGGGUUGCCCCAAAAUCUUCCUGUUACUCUCUAGUGGCCUCAAGGCUGCCUGGGAGCCUGAAGCUUUCCUUCUGCAUCUGGGGAAAAUCUGCAGUCAACAUCCUCACUGGUCACUGCUGCAGCUCCUGACAGAGCUCUUUUGCAGAAUAGCUGAAGAGUCUGCUGAGAACACCUACUGCCCCAUCUUUAGGACUUCCUUUCGGGGGACUCUGUGUUUGGGAGAUGGGCCCUGGAGGCCAGAGUCAGACCCUGGACCCAGCACACAAUAUGACCUGUCUGGGACCAGGGCUGCCCUCCUACUGGCUGUGUUUCAAGAUCGGCUAGGAGCACGGCACGAUGUGACAGCACUGAGGGAUCUUUGCCAGGCUUUGGGCUUCAAGGUCACCCUGAGGACAAACCCUUCAGCUCAGGCCUUCAGGGAGGAACUGGCAGAGUUUCGGAAAAAGCUGGAUACUCAUAAGGGCCCUGUGAGCUGUGCCCUGGUGGCCCUGAUGGCCCAUGGGGGGCCACAGGGGCAGCUGCUGGGGGCCGAUGGUGAAGAAGUACAGCCAGAAGUGUUGGUGCAGGAACUGAGCUGCUGCCAGGCACUGCAUGGCCACCCCAAGAUCUUCCUGUUCCAGGCCUGCCGUGGUGGGUACAGGGACCCUGGUGUGGGGCCAAGAGCUCUCCCAUGGUACCGGCAUUGGUUGAGAGCACCCCCAGCCAUCCCCACCCAGGCAGACGUUCUUCAGAUCCAUGCUGAUGCCCCAGGCAGCCUUCUCUCCACUCCAGGGGGCUCAGGCCAAGCAGACAUCCUUACCGUGUAUGCCGCUGCUGAGGGCUGUGUGGCCUAUCGGGACGAAAAGGGCUCGGACUUUGUCCAGACACUGGUGGAGGUCAUCAGAGCCAACCCUGGAAGAGAUCUCCUUGAGCUGAUGACUGAGGUCAACAGACGGGUGUGUGAGCUGGACGUCCUAGGGCCAGACAGUGAUGAACUGCGCAAAGCCUGCCUGGAGAUCCGCAGCUCGCUCAGGCGCCGGCUCUGUUUAUAGGACUAACAACCUCGCCACUUCCCCUGCAUCCCCUCUUCACAUCCUGUCAUCGAUGCAGCAAUGGGCGUGGGAGCUCAGAUAGCGCCAAUAAAUAUGUAUUCACGAUCGGCCUGCUCCGGGAAAUGCAUGCUUUUUCUGAAAUACGGGAGAUAACGGGAAAGUACGUGGCAGAUAGGGGAACGACUGUGCUCCCGGGAACCAGAGGUUGGAUCGGGGUCUGUGCCUCCUGUCUGGGACUACGGAACCUAACAAGGCUGAUUUGGAUAUGCCCGGGGAGGCCUAGGGAGAUAGAAGUCCUGGGAAGGAUUAGCUCAGGAACCAUAACUCUCGCCUCGCCGAGUCCCUGAUGCGGGCCCUCUCAAUUUCCACAUGGCACUGGGGCCACAGAGUUGAGGACAAGGCGAGCCAGCACAGAUCUGGAGACUGGAAGAGACCAUUGUGCAUACAUCAGUGAUGUGAUAGGGCAAGUGCACGGGUUGUUCCGGAUCCUGAGUUGAGAGCCAGCAAAUGGAGGAGAUCCGAAAGGCAAGCCUCUAGGAUUUGGAAGGACUGGCUGACUGCCCAGGAGGGCUCGUAGCGAUUUAAACUUGCGUAGGCUCCUAUGUACCUGUCGCUAAAUAGAUGAACUCAAAGGACAGGAAUUUUCUUCAGUUUAAGCAUGCGCAGUGGGCGCUUGAGUAAGCCUUAUGGAGAGAGCUAAGAGGGGAGCCGGCGUAGGGCCGCGUGGCCUAAUGGAUAAGGCGUCUGAUUCCGGAUCAGAAGAUUGGGGGUUCGAGUCCCUUCGUGGUCGCUGCUUGUAUUUGUUUUCUAAAAACCUAUUUUAAAACUUCCCAUUCUCAAGUUUGCUUUCCAAAUUCUUCACCCCACGGCUCUCAGGACUCCCCAUGCCGUCUGGUACCCUGGAUGACACCGAAGGAAGGUCAGCAUGAUUGUGUUAAGUAGGUCAAGUUAGCCGAAGACAGACCAGGAGCAGCUCGAAUUAGGAAAGGAACCGAAUAGAUGUCAGAUUGGGGUGCUGGCAUGGUGGGUGGCACAUGUCCCAAGGGGACGCCAAGGACACUUCAUUAAACAACACCACCACCACCACCACCACCACCACCACCACCACCACCACCACCACCACCACCAAAAACAACUCAGUAGGCUAUCCGGUUGAUACUUGUAUGAUAUAGUGAAUGUAAUUAAUGUCACUGAACUGAACAUUUGAAAUAAUUAAAUCACUAAGUUUGGUGUGUAUGUCCACAACUCUAAAAUCCGUGAAAGGGAAAGAAAAUUAGAUUUCUUACAACCAGAGUGUGACCAGGCACACCUGUAAUACCGGUAUUUAGGAGGCGGAGGCAGAGGAAUGAAAAGCCACUCUGGGCUACGUGAGAUCCGUAGGUGUCUCCGUACAGGUCCAGUUUAAAUACAAAAUUUUAAAUAGCAAGAAUAUGUCCAAGAUUAAGUUAACACCUUUUAAAGGAAUCAUUUACUUAUUUUAUGUAUAUAAUAUAUACAUAAAAUUUUAAAGGAAUCAUUUACUUAUUUUAUGUAUAUAAUAUAUACAUAAAAUUUUAAAGGAAUCAUUUACUUAUUUUAUGUAUACGAGUACACUGCAACUGUCCUCAAGACACACCGGAAGAAGACAUCGGAUACCAUUACGGACGGUUGUGAGCCACCAUGUGGUUGGAGGGAAUUGAACUCAAUACCUCCGGAAGAGCAGUCGGUGUUCUUAUCCAGUGAGCCAUCUCUCCAGCCCUUGGGUUGAUACUUCACCUGGGGGAGAAAAAUCUCUAUUUAAGUGGAAUGUCUUUCAUCCCUACAAAUCCUAGGACCACGGAAGGCAAGGGCGGGGAGCCAGCUCACGUGACACAGCGUCGUGAGAGUAAUUUUUUCUUUUUAAUGUUACAGAGGCUUAAUAAGGCUUGCAAAUAUAUUAGAUCAGUUACACGCGCGGGCGCGCGCGAACACACACACACACACACACACACACACACACACACACACACACACACACGAGAUAAGGAGAGUCAUCGAAAGGUCAAAAGGACAUGAGGCUGGGCUGGAACCCACAAGCCUCAAGCCAAAGAUCUAUUUCAGGUUCUUUCAACUGGGCUAACUGUUCGGUUGUUGUUUUUGUUUUUGAGAGGGGUAGGUAUCAAGUAAAAUAUAUAGGCCAGUUGUAUACUUUGUAAAGAAAAAGUAUGAAGACCUGUCCCUACCAAGUAACACCUGGUUAGCACAGUUUCUCUGGACAGGGAACCGGCACUGACCGCACACACAUUAUCGCAUCGGCUUCUGUUCAUCCUGCAUCCUGCAUCACAAACACGUUUUCCAUACCGGCCGUCGGGUUCAAAGGGCUCAUUCGGUAUUGGUAUCUUGGAAGGACGUAUACCUGUUCUGUAGACCGAUGUGCACAAUAAAAACAGUGAUUCACGUGUUUCGGUUGCCUCCUCGCAAGUGCGUCCUCUUUUAGAUCUUAAGGGUUUUUGGGGUCUUGGCUGAAAAUGGUACACACAGCUGAUGAACACAGAAACGACGAGCGCAGAAACGACCCAAAGAAACAAACUGGUGGAAGAUCCAUGGGCCGGCCUCCCUGUCAGCCCCGGUGGCCUAAUGGAUAAGGCAUUGGCCUCCUAAGCCAGGGAUUGUGGGUUCGAGUCCCACCCGGGGUAAGAGGUUGUGUUUUAGGCCUCUAGGUAUCUGGAAAGUGAAAAUCGAAAUAAAGCGGUUUUCAAACAAUGGAGAAGGUUUUUAUAUGAAGUGAAACAUAUUUUGCUCUCAAUUUGUUUUCAAAUAAAUUUCAACAUACCAUUUCAAGGCAAUGUUUUAUUUUCAAAUAAACACGUUUUCGCUGUAAAAAAUACCAUAUGAAUUUUAUUCGAACUAUUUUUUUUUAAUGAACCACCAAUUAUUAGUUGAUACAUAGUAAUUGUUCAGGUUGUAGAUGUACAAUUUUAUUGAAGUUCCUUUAAAAAAAAUAUCGGGGUCUCGUUAGGUAGACCAGACUGGGCUCGAACGCAAAAUCCUUCGGCAUCUUCUUCCUGAACACCAGGAUCACAGUUGUACACAUUGAUUCCGGGUUAAGUUAUAUGUAUUCUCAAAAAGUCCUAAUUUUUUAUAAACCCAAUUAUUUAGAGACUAACGUCCAAGGCAAUUGGUUAAUAUUUAAAUUGUACUUUGGAGCUCGAGAGCAUAGCUCAGUGGCCGACUCAAAGGCACUGAAUACUAUUUUUUUUUUUUUUAGCUUGGAUACAUAUUUGAAAUAGAUAAUAAUACUGUAUUAAUACUGAUAAAAAUACUAUAUGAAUUUCAAAUACAUAGAAUGCAUGACUUCAUCUUCGGGUAAAAAAAAUUCCCAAAAUACAAGCUUCGAUAUAUCGUAAAUUUGGAAGUUUCUGAUGCAUUAUGUGUCAGGGACCCUUCCUAAUUAAUGCUGUCUUUCACAGGAAGGCCUCCCCGAGGCUGAUUCUGCAACUUGUAGGAUGAAAUUAUAUUUUCUUCGUUUGUCUGGUUUGUUUGUCUUAGCACGAGCUACAUGACGGUUGUGUGGAGGUCUUUGGAGUUUGACCCUGAUCUCUAGAAAAGAGAUCCAGUCCUUUAGACAGGGUCUGGAAGGUUCUUCCGACCAUACCUGGAAUUAUUUAAAUUUGGUAUAUUUAUGAAGUGUUCGUUUAAAUGUACAAAAAAUUAAAUUUAUAGAGAUAGUCUUAAGAGAAAAGGAAGUCUUCCCACAGGAUUCUGACUCUAUUGCCCCGUGUACGAAAUGCUUGUUAGUCAAGUACAACACAACUAACUAAUCCUCUCCAGUUUUCAGACUUCUGUUAAGUUCUUUUACACAAAAGUAUCCGCCCAACGUGGGGCUCGAACCCACGACCCUGAGAUUAAGAGUCUCAUGCUCUACCGACUGAGCUAGCCGGGCGGCGAUAAAUAAGCCGUUCCCCACAGGCCUCUUGGAGUUCUAUAUACUUCCGGGUUCUAGAACGCAGUCGAUUUGUUCUUCUAGGGAGAGCUUCUAGUCCUAGAGCAAUGAUUGGUUUGCUCCUGCAGCUUUCUAUCAACUUCCCGGCCGGGGCUUAUGUGGUCCCUUCCUUCCCAGGAGCCACAGGUUUGGGGACAAGGUGGUGGUCUGUGAGGAUGUCAGUGAGACCUCCGUUUAGGGCCUGAUCGGUUCUAGAAUCUAAUCAUGAGAGAACAUACGUUUUCAAAGUCGCCGCAGGACACUGGAUCUCUGGCCGAACGCUAAGCCGCGGGCUUCGGAGAACCAACCCGGAGUUGUGGCUUCUGCGUCUAGGUCUCUGAGCUGCGCGGGCUGAGCUGGCAGAGUCCAGGCCCGAGUGGUUUUGGCCACGGUACAGGAUCUGCGGGUUCUGUGGCUCUCCCCGGAAGACUGAGGUUGCGGGACUGGCGGAUCGGAAGGCUCUCAUUCUUGACGUCCUAGACUUGGGUUCUAGUGGGCAAAAUUUCUGAGCCGGAGUCCACCAUGAGACUGCGUUGUUCAUACAAGCUCGCAGGCUUCCCUUUCCCGAAGGACGAUGGUCCUUGGUCAUUCAUAUCGAAUGCUGGGCCGUAGGGGACCGGUCUGCCCUGUCUUGAGCGUUUCGGAACUUUCCCUUCGGGCGGGUCUCCACGGAGACGAGCCUCCUCCCUUGGCUUCCUGAAACUCACAGGAAAAUGAAUUCGUGGAGUCGUCCUCAGCAGGGGCAGGACUAAGGGAACGUGUCAUUCAUCUAGAGAUAUCCAAAGAUCAGCAGUAAGCAGCUUCGGCACAGUGGCUCGUUGGUCUAGGGGUAUGAUUCUCGCUUUGGGUGCGAGAGGUCCCGGGUUCAAAUCCCGGACGAGCCCAUCUUUUUAAAUAAUUUUUUUUUUCUCAGUGUGUCUAGUCCCACGUAGCUCCGUCUCCGCAGAUUCCUGGAUGUAGUGUCCUGCGCCUUCCACACCACCGGAAGAAGAGAUCGGCAGCAGAGGCUGCGUUCACUCAACAUCCCACCAUAAUAAAGCUGGUCACCAGGG